Messenger RNA from Anolis sagrei ordinatus, 1331 nucleotides. Lineage: Eukaryota; Metazoa; Chordata; Lepidosauria; Squamata; Anolidae. The record is from RefSeq and is a predicted model, not a curated record.
GAGGGAGUGGUACUUUAGCCAAAGUCUGUACACAUCAUUACAUCCAAAUUCUACUGUGAAAAUAGUUGUCCUUCCCAAAGUAGUGGAAAUAACAAAGAAGCAUUUGGCAACAUCAAAGGAACAUCAUAUUACUUUCCAGGAAGAGACAUUUAGCAAGUAGGACACAGCAGUAAUAUAAGAGAAGUCCUUUGUAGAGGACAGAAAGCUUAUUUCCUUGAGAAACAGCAAAAGCACGUAAACACCUGAAGAGGAGCUCUCAGAGAGAACAUUGAAGAAGGAUGGACUGUACAGAAGAAAUGAUUCAAAUCUUAUUUCAGCAUCAACAUGGAUUUCUCAUUACAAAGAUUAUGUCUACUGCCUGUGAAUUAGGAGUAUUUGAUUUACUUUUGGAGUCAGGAGGCCUUCUCUCCUCGGCAGAGAUUGCUGAACGCCUGGGCACCAGCCACAUGGGACUGCAAAGGCUACUGGAGGCCUGUGUGGGUUUAAAGUUACUGAGAAUGGAGAGGAAGGACAAUGAAGGUUUUUAUGGAAACACACAACUUGCUAACCUCUGCCUUGCUAAAUCAAGCUCAAGGUCACAGUAUCAAUACACAAGGUUGUGCUCUGAGUUUAUUUAUACGAGUUCACAGUACUUGACAAAAGCUGUAAGGGAAGGAAAACACCAGGUUCAAUUGAUGUUUGACACUUCAGAAAAAGAUAUUUAUAAGAACUUUUCAAGCUCCAAGGAAGACAUUGAAAGAUUCCAAGGUGGCAUGGAGGAUGCCUGGAGUCUCUACGGUCAGGACGUUAUGUGUGCAUUUGAUCUUUCUAGUUUCAACAGAGUUUGUGAUGUGGGAGGAGGUAGUGAUGCCUUUGCCAAACAAUAUAUUGCAUUGUACCCAAAUUCUACUCUGACCAUUUUUGACCUACCUGAUGUGGUGGAAAGAGCUAAGAAGCAUACUGUGCCCUCAGAGGAACACCAGAUUACUUUCCAAAGUGGGGACUUUUUAAAUGAUCCAAUUCCUGAAGCUGAUCUAUACAUUUUGGCUAGAAUUCUCCACAACCGAGAUGAUGAGAACUGUGUGGCUCUGCUAACUAAACUACACAAGGCCUGUAAGCCUGGUGGUGGUGUAUUAGUAGUGGAGACAGUUCUCGAUGAAGACAGAAGUGGGCCUUUAGUAGCCCACAUCUACUCCAUAAUAAUGCUGCUUUGUCUUGAUGGAAAAGAACGGACUGUAUCCGAGUACAAUGCACUCCUUGGUGCAGCUGGAUUCAAGGAUGUUCAGUACAAGAAAGGACAAGUCUAUGAUGCUGUUUAUGGAAGAAAAUAAAAUGAUUCCACAUUAAUUUCA